This is a messenger RNA of Salvelinus fontinalis (brook trout), 3534 nucleotides long. RefSeq names its product coagulation factor VII-like. Bases 74 to 1600 code for a protein of 508 amino acids. The record is from RefSeq and is a predicted model, not a curated record. Gene Ontology annotation, cellular component: extracellular region. Lineage: Eukaryota; Metazoa; Chordata; Actinopteri; Salmoniformes; Salmonidae. Gene Ontology annotation, molecular function: serine-type endopeptidase activity; calcium ion binding. The transcript is spliced from 8 exons. Gene Ontology annotation, biological process: proteolysis; blood coagulation.
UCCAGACUUUGAACCUGUGGACUGAAAGGAACAGAGAGUGACAGUGUGCUUAGAUAUUCUGAGGACAGUCAUCAUGUGGCUUCAUGUUCUCUGUCUUACAUUAAGUUUCCACUGCUGUCAUCCCGCCUCGGUGUUCUUGGCGCGGGACCAGGCCCAUGGCCUCCUCAUCCGGCCUAAGCGUGCCAACACCGGCUGGUUCGAGGAGCUCAAAAGGGGGGACCUGGAGCGAGAAUGCCUUGAGGAGAAGUGUUCCAAAGAGGAGGCGCGGGAAGUGUUUGAGCACGAACAGGCUACGGAGGAGUUCUGGAGAAACUACAAUGUUCAAGACAGCUGCCAAUCUGACCCCUGCCAGAACAAAGGAAGCUGCUCUAGCAUAUCAGGAUCUUCUUACACCUGCCUGUGCCUGCCAGGCUUCAGUGGACGGAACUGCGAGCUAGCAUUCAAGGCCAUUCCUGACUCCUGCUUGCAUGAGAACGGGGGCUGUGAGCACUUCUGCGAGGAGGAGGGGGGCCGACGCAACUGUUCAUGUGCGGACGGCUACUUCCUGGGGACUGAUGGACAGCGUUGCCUGACACAAGAAACAAUGGCCUGUGGGAAGGUUCCUGUCCUGCACAACAGCGCCUCGGAGAAGGGAGACGUCCCGUUGGACCCCCGUUCACGCAUCGUGGGGGGAACAGAGUGCCCUAAGGGUCACUGCCCCUGGCAGGUGUUGUUAGUGAGAAAUGGGAAGGGCUUUUGUGGAGGAGUCAUCUACAAACCCACUUGGAUCCUCACUGCCUCUCACUGCUUGGAGAAUAUCAAGGCCCAGCACCUGAAGGUGGUGGCAGGUGAACACGACACAGAGAAAGACGAGGGUACGGAACAGACCAUAGAUGUGGCAGAGAUCAUCAUGCACAACAGCUACGUGACAGACACGGCGGACAGCGACAUCGCCCUGCUACGUCUGAAGAGUGUCAUCACUAUGACGCCUUUCGCCGUGCCCGUCUGCCUGCCCACCCGCUCGAUGGCGGAGCGUGAGCUCUGGGCCAUCAACCUCCACACGGUGAGUGGCUGGGGCCGGCGCAGCGAGAACGGCCCUACGUCACGUGUCCUCCGGCGGCUGGAGGUGCCACGUAUACGUACCCAGGACUGCGUUGAGAUGAGCGGUGUCACGCUAACGGCUAACAUGUUCUGCGCCGGCUACAUCGAGGGCAGGCAGGACUCCUGUAAGGGGGACAGCGGCGGACCACUGGUCACCCGCUACAGAGACACCACAUUCCUUUUGGGUAUCGUCAGCUGGGGAAAGGGGUGCGCCCGGCCGGGGAACUACGGGAUUUACACCCGCGUGUCCAACUACCUGGACUGGAUCCACAACUACACGGCAGAGCAGCCGACAGUGCAGCCGACAACGCAGACGCAGAACACCACGGCCACAAUGCAAAACACCACGGCCUCACUGCAAAACACCACGGCCACACUGCAAAACACCACGGCCACACUGCAAAACACCACGGCCACACUGCAAAACACCACGGCCUCACUGCAAAACACCACGGCCUCACUGCAGAACACCACGGCCACACUGCAAAACACCACGGCCAAUCCAAAUGCAGUCUUAUAAGUGUCACAGAACAGGAGCAGUGCUGAGCCCAGUACCUGAUUGGGUUCAACUUGUAGUACAUCUCUGAAACCAUAUUUGGCUUUCAGAUUAUAGUAUUUAUAUUUAUCAUGUUUUGUUUCUCGUGCUUCAACUACACUUUCUAAAGUUUUUCUGUAUGUUUGUUGAUUUUAUGGUUUGAUUUCCCUCUGAAUUUUUAUUUUAUUUUUAAUAAACGCUUGAUUGAUGCCAAAGUAAACUGACACUUCUGCUGUGUCAUGAUAACCAUUAAGGCAAACUGACUCUUACGUAAGUUGGUGUUCAAUUACAAUGCAUUUGCCAUCUUAAAACAAAGCUGCUUGCAUUCUGCUCAGACCCGGCAGGCUAUUUUUGUAUGUUAUAAGAAAGAGGAUAGCCACUGCAUUAUAUGUUAUGACCCCUAUGCAGUUAGUUGGGCCAACAGGAUUGAGGGUAUAAAUGUAAUUUUGUAUUAUCAGGGAACAGUCUUCUCAAACUAAGGCAAUUUUAUAUGUAUUUAGCAAAAUACGACCAGAAUAGUGGUAAACAUAUGAACACAAAAGCUGUCAGAAUUCUUGAGUGUUGUAGCCGUUUCAAAUAUAUUACAUUAAAACACUGGUCUAGAUGCAUCCACUGAUGUCUAUUAAUUAACAUGAUAUGCAAUAUGAUUCUGUAAAUUGUGUUAAAAUGAAGAAAUGUGUUGUGAAACCUUCCCCGUAUAUUGCACCCUACUUGAAAUCCCAUUGGAAUGUAUAACAUCCAGCAAAGAGGUACAGGUUACCCAUUUUGGCAAAAUGUCUUCAUAAUGAGUGUGUUGCACAUGGGCAUGUGUGAAACUUACUCCUCAGCCUGAAGUGUCCCCACAAGCGCCAACGAAUAGCUGGCUUUUCGCGUGGCGCUGACUGGUAAGACGCUUAAGGAGGGCGGUCCCAAGUUUGCGCCAGGUGUGGGCAGAAUCGGGAGGAAGUGGUACUCAAGCAAGCAGCAUUUGUCCUUUACAGGUGUACCACCAAACGUUACAUAGAGCAAGUCAAAUUCCUAGCUAUUAGUAAUUUACCAUAGGGUACACAUUUUCCCAACCAGCUCCAAUUAGCUUUAACUGGAUUAGUCUGUCAUUGCCACAACAAUAAUAGGUGUAAUAUGCCUAAUCCUAAUAAAAAAAAUAUGAUAGUUAUGCAGAUAAAACAACCAAAUUAGGCAGGUUUGCAAAAUAACUAAUCUUAGUAAAAUAUUAGCAAAAUUUUCCUACAAAUUUGCAAAAAACUCUAUUCAUAUAACUGACUUUGGUUAGCAUUUGGAUCCCUAAUUUCUGUAUUUUAUUUUCAAACAAUAAAUUAUAAUAUCCCUAAAGGGUUCUUUCACUGGUUUGUAGUGAUUAUAAUGAUAUACAAUAUUAUGCCAUAUUGUUAAACGUAAAAUCUAGAUAUUGAAUCCUGACAUUCCAACAUAACAUUCUAACAAACCGCCUGCUGAUGAGGGCAUCAACUUACAUAGCUGGUGGAGUACUAAAGUCUUAGGUUCACAGCCUUUAUAGAUAGUGUCUAGUUACACAAUGAAUGGAAAAAUAGUCUAUUGUAGUAAACAGCCUACUGAGAUAUGUAUUGGUUAGUGCUAAAAGCCUGGAUUUGUUCCUAAUCACUAAUUUAAUUGUUUCUAUUAAAUUUGUCAACCAGCAACUGAACUAAUGGCUACAAAAUGAUAAGGCAACAUAUUUCAUUAAAUAACUUGUAAGGUUAGAGAGCAUUAUUUUAAGAUCAUGAUGGUCAGGGACAGAAGAGAUGUUCAUUUUUUGAGAUAGUUUGUGUUUACCUAAAUAUUCAUGUUAACUUGCUGGGACAACUCAACAAAUAGCAGAUCACACCUUUCAUCUUAGCGUGCUGAGUAUUGCUAUACAACAGACUAUUACAGAUGGCAAUAAUAAAAACCAAUAUACAACCAGG